AUGUCGCUUUUUGCGUUGAGACCAUUAUUGAAUAUUAUACCAUGUCGUUUGUUUUCACAAACAUGUAUUUUACCAUAUGAUAUCGAUCGAUUUAAAGGCGCUCGUGUUCGAAUUCAAGAUUGGCCCGAUGAUGCGAAAAUCAUAAGAGAUUCACUUUCUAUCUCACUUGAACAGUGGCGAAAAGAUAAACUCUCAUCUGUUUGGCUUUGGAUUCCAAUUGAGAAAGCACAUGUGAUACCAAUUGCUGCUGAAUUAGGAUUUAGCUAUCACAAUGCUGAAGAAAGAACAGCUGUAUUAAAUCAGUGGUUGUUACCCACAAAAUCUAUGAUACCAAGAUUUGCGACUCAUCAAGUUGGAGUCGGUGGUGCUGUUCUUCACAGUAAAACGAACGAACUACUUGUUAUUAAAGAACGUGUAAGAAAUCGUGAAAUUUGGAAGUUACCUGGAGGCUCUGCUGAACUUUCGGAAAAUAUCGCUGAUGGUGCCAUACGUGAGGUAUUUGAAGAAACAGGCAUUCUUUCGAAAUUUGAAUCAAUUAUUGGAUUUCGUCAGGCACAUCGAUAUCCGGGCGGUCAUGGUCGGUCUGAUAUAUAUUUUAUUUGCCGUUUAUCAUCUUUAACCGAUGCAAUAAACUUUGAUGCAAAUGAAGUUCUUGAUUGUAAAUGGAUAAAACUUGAUGAUGCAUUUAAAGUUGAAAAUCCUAUAUUACAUCGUACUGCUGAGCAAUUAUUAUUUGGCUUAAAACAUGGUUUUGAACAAUCGAUUGAUUUUCGAAUUGAAAAAAUUCCAUCUAUUGUUACGGGAAUAAAUUUUAAUCUUUUUACACGCUCAAUAAAAUCGAAUAAAUAG
This is a messenger RNA of Rotaria socialis, 849 nucleotides long. Lineage: Eukaryota; Metazoa; Rotifera; Eurotatoria; Philodinida; Philodinidae. The record is from the annotation of a GenBank genome assembly.